CUAUACCCCAUGACUACUGCUACGCAAACUCAACCACAACGAGACUCUUCUGAGCCUGAGCUCAGCACCCUAGACCUCUUACUCCAACCACGUCCUCAAUUGUUUAUCAAUUUUCGAGGAAAAGAGCUUCGGAAUGGCUUCUUGAGCCACGUCGUGAAGUCCUUGAAAGAGGUGGGAAUCAACGUUUUCAUUGAUAGCUUGGAGCAAAGAGGUGUAGACACGUUUGAACGCCUCUUAGCGAGGAUCGACAACUCAAAGAUGGCACUAGCGAUCUUCUCGAACAAGUACACGCAAUCAGAUUGGUGCUUAAACGAGCUAGUGAAGAUGGAUGAGCGGAUGAAGGAAGGAAAGCUAGUGGUGAUACCUAUCUUCUACCGAGUGAGCACUGAGGAAGUAAAAAACUUUCAGGGAAAAUUCGGGAGAAAUUUUAGGGAAAUGGUGAUGAGAAGGUUUGGGACUUUUGAUGCUCCUAUGGCUCAACGUUGGAUGAUCGCUGUCACGUCUAUUGCCUCCAAGAUGGGUUUAACCUCAGAAGUCUACAGCAUUGAUAGCAAACUUGUGGAGGAGAUUGUAAAGACGACAUCGAGACAGCUAGGUCAUGUGUCUUCGGCAAACCUAUCGACUAUUUACCAAGUCACAUUAGAGUUUUAUGUGGCUUUCUUUGUUGCCAUCUUUUGUACUGUUUUCAUCCCUUCCGCUUUCACUCAUGUGAAGAUUUUUAGUUCCCCUCAAUGGUUUGUAGCUCACAUGUUUUCCUUCAUCGUCCGGAAAGGCUUUCUACUGGCUUAUGAGCUGAUGCAAAACAGAGGAACAUAUGAGAAGGUGAAUCACCUUAGGUGAUGAUCCACACGACACUAUCAGAUUCGAGUGGGGGAGUUUUAAUUUGUACAAUAUACUUGUCUUUGAACUAAUUGUCUGCCACAAUAUGAAUGUUGAGAAUUUCUGUCGGGGAAAACCCCUGU
Eruca vesicaria subsp. sativa (arugula) is the source of this 962-nucleotide messenger RNA. Lineage: Eukaryota; Viridiplantae; Streptophyta; Magnoliopsida; Brassicales; Brassicaceae. The record is from the annotation of a GenBank genome assembly.